AUGCGGCCCAUCGUCGCCGUCCCUAUCACCCUCCUCCUCAUUAUCCGCUCCUACACUCGCCGGUCGCUCACCAUCCCUGGCAUCCUCUCUGCAGCCCUCACGGCAACGAUCCACGCCUUGCAUCCCUCGGCCCUCCCCUUCACUCUCCUCUGCGUCUUCUUCCUCCUCGGCACCACCGCUACAAAAGUAAAGCAUGAGGUAAAGGCCAAGCUCACACUAUCGAGUAGCGGCAGCUCCGGCGGAGAGGGGCCACGGACAAGCAUCCAGGUAUUGGCGAACAGUGGGUGUGCGAGUUUCCUGUGCGCCGUGCAUCUUUGGCUUUACGGACACGGCAGCCUGCCGGCGUGGUCCAAUGGCGGCAGCAAGCAAGAUAGUGUACCCGAUGUUUUGUUAUUGGGGAUUAUGGCCAACUAUGCCGCGGUCACGGCGGACACUCUGUCGAGUGAAUUGGGGAUCUUGUCGACCUCUCACCCGGUUUUGAUCACGCAUCCGUGGCGAGUCGUUCCCAAAGGGACAAACGGCGGCGUCACGCUGGCAGGAUUGCUUGCAGGCGUGGCUGGUGGUGCUGCUAUUGCAGCGACGAGCGUGUUGAUCCUUACCUUUUCCACGGCGUCGACUUUGAAUAUUGUCGGGACAUUUCUGGCGCUUACGGUCCUAGGUGCGAUGGGCACUCUCCUCGACUCGCUCUUGGGUGCUAUACUGCAAGCAUCAGUUGUGGACCGCCGAACGGGCAAAAUCAUUGAAGGUCCUGGCGGAGCGAGGGUCCUCGUCAAAUCAAAGUCGAAGCCUCAAACUCAGUCGCAAGAGCAUGCUAGGAACGACAGUGGUGAAGAGAGCCGGCUUGUCAACUCCGGCACCGACAUCCUGGACAACAACCAGAUCAACCUGCUCAUGGCAUCCAUCGUGAGUGUUACAGGCAUGGCGGUGAGAAAUCUAUUAUAG
This is a messenger RNA of Cladophialophora carrionii CBS 160.54, 942 nucleotides long. RefSeq lists its product as uncharacterized. Bases 1 to 942 code for a protein of 313 amino acids. Lineage: Eukaryota; Fungi; Ascomycota; Eurotiomycetes; Chaetothyriales; Herpotrichiellaceae. The record is from RefSeq and is a predicted model, not a curated record. The transcript has a single exon. Gene Ontology annotation, cellular component: membrane.